Messenger RNA from Lycium ferocissimum, 1869 nucleotides. Its product is annotated as (R)-mandelonitrile lyase-like. Gene Ontology annotation, molecular function: flavin adenine dinucleotide binding; oxidoreductase activity, acting on CH-OH group of donors. The transcript has 2 exons. The annotation marks the transcript as partial. The record is from RefSeq and is a predicted model, not a curated record. NCBI's taxonomy places the organism in Eukaryota, Viridiplantae, Streptophyta, Magnoliopsida, Solanales, Solanaceae.
ACAGGUCCAAGUUAUAUGAAGUUUGUGUUCAAAGCGACCGAGUUUCCAUCUGAAGACUAUUAUGACUACAUAGUUGUGGGUGGUGGCACAGCUGGCUGUCCAUUGGCGGCGACAUUAUCGGAAAAGUACAAAGUUCUACUUCUUGAAAGAGGUGGUGUUCCAUAUGGAAGACCUAAUUUGAUGACCCAAGAAGGGUUUCUAACUGCACUCACUGAUAUUGAUGAUUUUGAGUCCCCUGCACAAGCAUUCACCUCUGAAGAUGGUGUUCCAAAUGCUCGAGGUCGAAUUCUUGGAGGUAGUAGUGCAAUUAAUGCAGGUUUUUACAGUAGGGCUGAUCAAGAUUUUUAUAUUAGGUCGGGGGUUAAUUGGGAUUUAAAAGUUGUUAAUCAAUCUUAUGAAUGGGUUGAGAAGGCUAUUGUGUUUAGGCCUGAACUCAAGAAUUGGCAAUCGGCUGUUAGAGAUGGGUUAGUAGAAGCUGGUAUUGAUCCCUUUAAUGGGUUUAGUUUGGAUCAUGUUAUUGGUACCAAGAUUGGUGGGUCCACAUUUGAUAGUUCGGGUCGUAGGCAUAGUGCUGCUGAUCUUCUUGACUAUGCAAAUCCUUCAAACAUUAAGGUGGCUGUGUAUGCUAGUGUGGAGAGGAUUCUGCUAGCUCCAAACUCAGCUUAUAUGCCGUCUAAGCAGGCUGCUAUUGGUGUGAUUUUUCAUGACCAGUCCGGGCGUUAUCACCACGCCAUGUUGCGUGGAAAAGGUGAAGUUUUAGUAUCUGCAGGAGCUCUUGGUAGCCCACAGUUGCUUCUAUUGAGUGGUGUUGGUUCAAGGCCUUACCUCUCUACAUGGGGUAUUCCUGUUGCUCAUCAUUUACCUUAUGUGGGGAGGUUUCUGUUUGAUAAUCCAAGAAAUGGGAUUUCAAUUGUGCCACCUAUGCCACUGGAACAUUCUUUGAUUCAAGUUGUAGGGAUCACUAAUUCAGGGGCCUAUUUGGAGGCUGCAUCUAAUGUAAUUCCGUUUGCUUCCCCUGCUAACUCUGUUUUUGUUAGGACGUCGCCUUCACCAGUUUAUCUGACAGUGGCCACCCUCAUGGAGAAGAUUGUUGGACCAGUUUCUUCAGGUUCACUUAGAUUGGCGUCGACAGAUGUUAAACUGAACCCUAUUGUUCGAUUCAAUUACUUUAGUAAUCCAGGAGAUGUAGAAAGGUGUGUCAAUGGCACAAGAAAGAUAGCGGAUGUGUUGAGAACCAGAACAAUGGAAAUUUUCAAGUUUGAUCAGUGGUUUGGUGGUAGGGAUUUUAGGUAUGUUGGUCCUGCUUUGCCUGUUGAUGAGUCAAAUGAUGAACUUAUGAGGGAGUUCUGCCAUCAGACAGUUAAUACCAUUUGGCACUAUCAUGGUGGCUGUGUUGUGGGGAAGGUAGUUGAUCAGAAUUUGAGAGUACUUGGCAUUGAUGGCCUCAGAGUUGUUGAUGGUUCAAUAUUCAGUGUGUCACCAGGGACCAAUCCCCAGGCUACUCUUCUUAUGCUUGGACGGUAUGUUGGUAUGGUGAUGCUCAGGGAGAGGUUCAGAUAGUCGCUGUUAUGUCAGUACGAGCUGCUUAGGGAGAGCACUUCAGAUAGUCCAUGUUGUGAGCUUAUUCUUUUUCUAAGCUAGUCAUCUUUUCUCCUUUUGCUGCUUUAUGGUCAUUGCUUCUGUUAGUGAUUUUUUUUCCAGGAACAAUUAGUCUAGUUGUAAUGUUGUUAAUUCAUUCGUUCUGUAAAUGCGCAAAGAGAAGUGCUUGUAGUACAUUAGAAAUGAUACUAUCGCUGUGGCACUUUUGGGUCACUUUAACAAUUUGAGGUAGCAGGCUACCUGAAGUUUCUGUACAUUUUCUUAAUCUGA